Exophiala mesophila is the source of this 4211-nucleotide messenger RNA. RefSeq lists its product as hypothetical. Gene Ontology annotation, molecular function: transmembrane transporter activity. Lineage: Eukaryota; Fungi; Ascomycota; Eurotiomycetes; Chaetothyriales; Herpotrichiellaceae. The coding region runs from base 1885 to 3003 and encodes 372 amino acids. Gene Ontology annotation, biological process: transmembrane transport. Gene Ontology annotation, cellular component: fungal-type vacuole membrane. The transcript has 4 exons. The record is from RefSeq and is a predicted model, not a curated record.
CAUGAAAGGCAGGAACGCAUCAAGACGCAACGCAACACACACUCCCUGAGUCUCUAGCGACUGCCAUUAUUGCUUGUCGUUGGAAAAUCCCAUUGCGUUUCGCCACCACUGUCGCUGGCCUGCCUGCUCCAUCAUCGCAGCCAUUGCCUUGACCGUGUCGACUUCUCUCAGUAGGCCUAGUUGGCAUGCAAAAGAGGGCUCAAUCUUGCCUAUGGUCUCGUCCAUGGCCUCGACAGGUGCUGCAAGUUGGUAGUCCUUGUACCUGAGAUGAUGCACUGUGUCGACCCAGCCCUGGACGUUGGGCUUAUGCUCUCCACAGACAUACAUCACCCCUGGAAUACCACCUGAGCGCAAAAGGGCAAAACAUUGGUGCUUUUCACGACGACAAUCAAGUGGCCAAGACACUCUAUUAGACGACGAUGCUUUGGUCAUCAAAAACCACCCUCUAGGCCCAGGCAUCGAGCCAGGUGGCUUUCAGCUUAAGAUUCUGGCUAAAGCUUCACCCCACUGAACUGGGAGCCUCUCCGGAAAAAACGGCACACACAGACGGCGCACACGUUCCGCGGUUGCAGCAGCCAAGACCUCGAAGUGGCAUGGAGUACGGAGUACAUGGGGUCCAUGGAGGGUUGACUCGUGGAGGUUCUGGGGGCCUGGACACUGGACAUUGGCCCCUAGGCCGAGGGGCCGAGGGCCCCAGUGCCCCCGUGCCCCUGGACGACCCUCUGCCUCUAAGUACCCAUAGGCACACCAAAAUAACAACAUGGACAAGCCCAGGCGGCUAUACGGAAUGCUGGACAUUCGCCUCGAAGGCUCAGGGUACGAAUGUACGACAAUCAAUGAUGGACUUCCACUUCCCCGCACUAAAGAAUCGAGAACAGUGGGAGCAUCAGCCAUCCACCCCGAGGCCCCAUCGCGGCCUGGUGCCAUUAACUCAAAGGCUCAUACUCCGUACUCUCUGAAGCGAUCGACCUCCUCCCCAGCGGGUAAUUAACAGUGAAACGGUGGUAUCAUGCUGGCACAGAAUCGCCUCGAUCGAAGCACAACACUGCUUGAUCAUUAUUCCUGCCAUUAAUAUUCCAUGCAGUCUUAUAAUACCCACGUCAGUCGGCAGAAGAAAAAGCCCGAAGAACCUCAGAUGGACAUGGCAACAGCAAUCGUCAAUACGCUCUCCACACCGCGAGCCUCGGUAAAUGUCAAAUCAUUGUAUGAAGGAUCACAUCCCUCCCAUUAUGGUUGGCUGGCGGAUCAACGUUCCAAAGUGUUUUCAAGAUCCAAUGCAUCACUAUAUCCACUCAUUGCUUAGCUGGUGGACUUGUCCAUGUCCUUACCGUUACAAAUCCAUUUCUUCAAUUUUCGACUCCUUGAUUCACACUGACCUUUUUCUACGACCCGAGGCCCCUAUACCAAUGGUUUCGGCACCGUUGCGAACUUCAAACUCACCUCUCAGGACUCUGUUCUGUCCUUGUCGUCGCUCUUAUCUCAAUCACGACGAGUUCGCGGCACUAGCUACACUCGCCUCUUGACACCUCCGUCAAGUCCAUUGUGCUUAAGGGUCGCCAUGUCCAGACCUCACCAUGACUACAAGUCGAAUCAGGAUGUCGAAAAUGAUUCAACGCAUCCUCCCCUUCCUGACGCACCUACAGAAGAAAAAGAGUCGGUUGGUGCGAGUCAAGUUCCCAUCCAGCCGCCGACAGUCAUUCCUCCAGCUCCUGCCACCGCAAAGGACGGUGGACUCCGAGCAUGGCUCCAAGUUCUUGGCUGUUGGCUGGUAUUCUUCAAUGUCUGGUAUGCCUCAAGCCAUUUCUGUUUUUGUCUCCUAACGUUGACCAUGGUUUCUGAAGGGGCUUUACCUUUGCCUUUGGCUUGUUUCAGAACUAUUACGAAAUGGUUCUCUUGCCAGAUAUGCCGCCUUCAGCCAUUUCAUGGGUGGGCACCGUUGCCUCUUACCUCCUCAUCCUCACUGGUGUCAUAUCAGGCCCACUAUUUGACCUGGGGUAUUACAGGAUUAUGCUGUUUGGUGGAGCCGCAGCAUCGACAUUUGGCACCAUGAUGUUGUCCCUCUCCUCGCAGUACUACUCAAUCAUUCUCUCGCAGGGCAUUCUAAUGGGCCUCGGCUGCGGCGUCUUGUAUAUCCCUGGCCUCGCCUUAGUGAGCCGAAGCUUUACCAAAAGACGGCCUAUGGCUUUGGGAAUCGUCACUUGCGGCGCCCCUGUCGGUGGUAUCAUCUAUACCAUUAUCUUCAACUCGUGUAUUGACUCUAUCGGCUUUGGCUGGACCGUUCGCGUCAUGGGGUUCAUCAUGUUUGCCUGCUACGCUGCCGCCUUCCCUUUGCUACUUUGGAAUACCGGCAACACCGGCGACAUUUCGAGUGGCACGGCAAGGAAAAUCUUCGACAAGAAGGCUUUUGCCGACAUUGGCUUUUGGUUGUAUACGUGGUCUAACUUCUUCAUAUUUUGUGGCUACCUAGUACCAUUCUUUUACAUGCCCAGUUUCGCAGAAACCAGGAUCGGAAUGUCGAGGUCUCUUGCUCUGUAUUCUAUUGCCAUUGCUUCCGGUGUGUCGGUGUUUGGCCGACUGGUAGCCGCCUAUGCCGCUCAAAAGGUCGGAGUUAUGAUUCCCUGGAUCGUCUGCGUCGUCUUGUCAGCAAUCAUGUGUCUUGUCUGGAUCGCCAUCGAAACCCAGCAGUCUUUUCUCGCGUUUGCCGCUCUAUACGGUGGUUUCUCUGGUGCUCUGAUCCCACUCCCACCCACUAUCUUCCCCGUGGUAUGCCCUGAUCCCAAAGUUCUAGGAGCUCGACUCGGUAUGGCACAGGCAAUUGGAGCCUUCGCAUCGCUGAUCGGAAGUCCAAUAGCCGGAGCUCUGGUUAGGGGCAACGAUGACACCAAUCCCAGCUAUUUGGGACUCCAGCUGUUCUGUGGAAUUAUGAUGCUGUUCGGCAGUUGUCUUCUCGGCUGUCUGUGGCUGUUUUUGGUCAGAAGAAGAACCCACACAAUCUGGAUCUGAAGCAGAUACAACACCACAGUCUGGCCGCAAUCGUCGCCAUCACUCUACACCUCUCUCUAAUCACCCGGAAUCCGCAAUUCCAUGUGGCUCAUCUUUGACACCGGAUUCGCCAUGCUGAGCAUCUGAGGACCAAGACCUGGGGACGCGGUUCAAAGCAUAUUUGCUAAUUUUUCGGACUUCCGACACUCGACAAAUCAAAAGAUGGGCAUGAUACCAGAGAUCCGGUUCUUGUUCACCCACAUGUAAAAACGUGGCAAAAUGAUUUUUGCAGAGGCUGCAACCCUACCUGCAUCUCUACCUGUAUCAAUUUCAUCAGCGAGCAUUGUUUAGCCAGCAACACUUGAUACCCCGGUAGAGGACCUCAUCGAAUUUUCAAAGGCCUUCACUUCCACCAUCGAUCGAAUCAGCAUCUCCGCUCCGACCUUUCGAGCGCACCGAUUCUCUCGUCAACCCAGGGUUGUACAGCGUCGCUCCGGUUGUGUCAAGUCGAUUCUCGGCCGAUACGGACGAAACAAGACCCCAAACGUUUCCGUAUUCAACGAUCCUCCCAAGUAACGAAAAUGCAGCGUAAUAUGGGAGCAGAGGCCUCUCCAGCCUUGGGAUCUGUUGAGGGAGAGGAAUGCACCCUCGACAACGGCCUGGGCAAAGACGAUCUCUGCGAAGGCGCCUUUGCCCACAACGGAUGGGAUAGCGAGGUCGAUUCCCGCAGCAGUGGGGACAGCAGCGGGGACAUGCGCAUCAGCGCGCAGAUGACUCUCUCUUUGUUUACCAUCACCUCCCAACUGUUGGCCAUGAUAAGGAACCCACGAGUCAGGAUGACUUUCCUACAACAGGAUAUGAGAAAGCGGUUGCCUUGGCAUUUGAGGAGGGUGCCGAGAGAUGGGUACGCAAAGUACGAGUCCAGAACAUAUUUUCGGUCACUGGACACAAUUGUUGAGGAACUGGAGGAAGAAUGAACAGGUGAAAGCGGAGCAUGUUGUACGGGGAGCAAGACACUGAGCGCAUGCCGAAAACGGCGCCUGGAAAGCUGGAUGAAGUGGUUGUGCAUAGCUGCAAUCGCUGAGUUCUAUACAAUAAGUCGGACAGGCCUCUGAGAGGACGAACCAGGCAGCCCUGGUGAGACGUCAUACAAUGGAACCAUUGCCAAAGCUUGGAUGAUGCCGUGUUCCAAAGAAUCUUGUUAAGCGUUUCUCUUGGGAAAUUUCUUC